AUGUCCGAAUAUGCGGAAAAUGGAGAUGUAAAGAAAAGUAAAAAUGGAAAAUCAUUGCCAUCUGCACGACGAGUGAGAACAUCCUUACAGAGCACCGGGCGUGUGACAGACAAAACUGUUUUUAACGUGGCAGCUGUUCACUUCCUUGAAUAUAUUCAUAGAGACAUCAGCGUUUUAUUUGACCAAAUGGAUUAUCUUACUAAGGGCCAGGAUUGCUGUCACUCGUUAGAGGAAAAGGAUUCGCGUUGCAUGCCUAUAGAAGUGCCCGAAGACGAUCCUUAUCUUAAAGUGACAGAUAUACGAUGUCUCAACUUUACCCGUACGGAAACAUUUCAAGACGUCGGUUGUGUUUCCAACUCGAUGCUCCCGGAACAUAUUAACCUACAGACACCAGUAAUAGAUUUAUCAACAUUUUAUGGAUUUGAUAAAAAAUCAAUGAAUUCGGUUCGAAAAUGGGAAGAUGGGUUGUUGAAAACUGAGGAAAGAAAUAACCGCACAGUACCCUUGGUUAAUACUACCAAGCAUAUAUAUCUACAAAAUGAGAACGAAACAAAUUGCUAUAUAUUUGGUUUUCCUGAAGCAGGUAGCUUCGAUUUAAGAACGACCAGCAUAGCAAUAUUUUUUAUGCGUGAACAUAACCGACUGGCGAAAAUUUUGCACGAACUAAAUCCAUGCUGGAAAGACGACCGUCUUUUUAAGGUUGCUAGGCAGAUUAAUAUAGCUACAACAGCUAACAUAUUUAUAUAUGAACUUCUACCAGUAUUGUUAGGUCUUAGAAAUAUGAUCAAUUAUGGCUUAAUAUCAAAUCGCAUACAGCAAGUCAAUGUGUACGAUGAAGACGCAUUACCUAUCGUGUUUGCCGAGUACGAGAUAGCAACACGUUUCUUUCACACGUUAUUGAACGGAAGAAUCAAGAAAUACAAUGAAAACUAUAACUACGUUGAUGAAUUACCUUAUAGUGACACUUUAUAUAGGCAGGAUGUUUUAGAGCAAAAUAAUAAUUUUGAAGAAAUCAAUCGUGGAACAUUUUAUCAGAACGCAGCUAAAAUGGACGAUAUACAUGAUCCAGAAAUUUCGGAGCAUUACUUUGGUCACUUACAAAAGGCUCACGACCUCGCCGCAAGUGAUAUUCAAAGAGGCCGAGACUUAGGAAUUGGAGGACAUAAUGAAUAUAGGCGCAUAUGUGGUCUAAAAGCUGCCAAGAUCUUUGAAGAUUUUUCUGAUGUAAUUGACAUUGAGAAAGUGGAGAUGAUAAGUCAUCUCUAUGAACAUGUUGAUGAUGUGGAUUUGCUCGCGGGUAUAAUGAGUGAAAACGUCAUUAACGAUACUUUUGUUGGCCCUACAUUAUUUUGCAUCAUGGCUCGUCAAAUGAAUAUAUUCAGGUUUGGAGAUCGAUUCUGGUUUGAAAGGUUACAAUACAUUAGACUACACUUACAUUAUAUCAGAGUCCAGUAG
Molecule: messenger RNA, 1455 nt
Organism: Parnassius mnemosyne (clouded apollo)
Lineage: Eukaryota; Metazoa; Arthropoda; Insecta; Lepidoptera; Papilionidae
Source: the annotation of a GenBank genome assembly